AUGCCUCUCAUUAAAGAUCACCUAUCGUUCCGAAUAGCCCUCCUACCAGGGGAUGCACAUGGCUCACAACUUGCAUCAUGCGCUGAACAACUUGUGAAUUUAAUCGAACACAUUCGUCCAGAUAUCGCAUUCCAGAUAUCCCGACAUGAUUUCGGAGGCGUAGCGUUAGCAGCAGGCCACCAAAGCGCCCUGCCAACCUCCACUCUAGAAGCAUGCCGCCAGUCUGAUGCUGCAGUCGUGUGUGCAUGUGGUGACCUUAAGUACGGCAUUCAGCCAGAACAGGGACUGCUGGCGCUUCGACAAGAACUCGGACUCUUUGCCAAUAUCAGACCUGUAAAGUUUCCGUCUGACUCGCUUAUACCACUGAGUUCUUAUAAGCCGGAGGCAGUUGAGGGUCUUGACAUAACAUUUUUCCAAGACUUGACGGGUGGUGCCUACUAUGGGGAGAAGCAAGAAGCGGGAGAGAACGGUGAAGCAUAUGACACCACUAGCUACUCUCGUUCUGCCAUUGAGAAACUGGCGAGGCUGGCUGGUACGUAUGCAAUGCAGUUCAACCCACCAAAGCGAGUUCACUCGGUCGACAAAGCCAAUGUCAUGGCGACUUCACGAUUAUGGAGAUCUGUUGUCAUCGACGUCUUCAGUCAUGAGUACCCUCAAGUGCAGCUGGACCACAUUCUGGUUGACAACGCAGCUAUGGUCUUGUCAUCAAAACCACAGGACCUGAACGGUAUAAUCCUGAUGGAGAACAUGUUUGGAGAUAUCCUGUCAGAUCAAGCUAGUGGUAUACUCAAGUCUCCAGAUGUUCUGGCAUCAGCAGCUGUGUCUACCAUCUAUGGUAAUGGCAAAGCACCUGGUGUCUUUGAGCCAUUCAACCUCAAGCCAAGAGAAAGUGAAGUGAAUCCGCUUGGUAUUAUCCAAGCCGUCGGGUUGAUGCUUGAGCUGUCCCUGGGCCUGAAGUCAGAGGCUGCGGCCUUAUCAAAAGCUAUCCGACGAACUCUUGAUCCUAUCGACCAAGUUGGAUCGGACACGAGGACGACCGACCUGGGUGGAACAGCAUCACCACAGGAGUUCAUGGAGACCCUCUUGCAUAAUUUUGACUACUAUUUGGAGGCUCUGAACUCAGCCGACGCUGCAGCUCUCCCGGUAUUCAUUUCUCCACCUUCAUCGCCAGGGCUCACCACGGAUAUCCGACCCAUGGGAGUCAUCGAGAAGAUCUUGACACAUGCUGGCAUAGGCCUCAGCAAACCAUACGUCGAGACGGGAGACAUGAUCUGUGUAAAAGUCGAUUGGACGCUAACAUCCGAGCUCCUCUGGGGCGGUAUGGAAAAGACCUACAACCAAAUGGGACGACCCCGGCCAUUUCGUAAUGAUCGUCUCUGGCUUGCCGUGGACCAUACCGUUGACCCACGCACAAACCAUCAACCUCGACAAAAGGGUCUGAUCGCUAAAGCCGAGCGUUUCAGACGAGAGGCCAAAAUUAUUGACUUUCUUCCUGCCAAUACGAGCAUUAUGCAUACUGAUUUUACUCGUGAGCGUGCUCAGCCUGGUCGUGUCGUUGUUGGGAGCGACUCGCAUACGUGUUCAGCGGGAAGCAUGGGUUCCUUCGCUGUUGGCUUUGGAGCAGCCGAUGUUGUCAUGCCAAUGGUCACCGGCGAAACUUGGUUUCGUGUACCUGAAGUUUGUAGGAUCAACUUCGUGGGAAAGCUGCCUUUUGGUGUCGGUGGAAAGGACGUUAUUCUUCAUAUACUCGGACUCUUCAAGCGCAACACUAUUGCCUUUCAGCGAGCUGUUGAGUACGGCGGCCCGGGUCUCAAAGAGUUAUCUAUGGAUGCUCGCUUCGCCAUCGCCAACAUGACGACCGAGUUUGGGGGCAUGGGCACUUGUUUCGAGGCUGACGAAGAGACUUCGGCAUGGAUCGCACGUCGAAAACUCCCGGAGCACCGCGAAGGUGGCCUCUUCUUCCAAGCCGACCCAGACGCUCAAUAUGUCGAUAUAAAGACUAUUGACCUCGCGGAAGUCCGUCUCACGAUGGCGCUGCAUCCGAAUCCGGACGAUGUUGUUCCGAUCCAUGAAAAUGUCGGCAUGAAGCUAGAUGGAUGCUUCAUCGGUGCCUGCACAACAACAGAAGAGGACCUCAUCGUCGGCGCUUUGGUCCUUGAGGCUGGCCUGUAUGCAGGUAUGCGACCAUCUCGACACGGAAAACGCCGCGUCACGCCAGGAAGUCUAAUCAUCAUCAAGAACCUUGACAAGCAUGGUCUACUAGAUAUUUACAGACAAGCUGGCUUUGAAGUUGGCGCCCCUGGCUGCUCCUACUGUGUUGGGAUCAAUGAUGUUGAUGUUGCUGGCGAGGGAGAGGUUUGGCUGUCCUCUCAAAAUCGCAACUUUAGAAACCGAAUGGGCAAGGGAAGUUUUGGCAACAUCACUUGCGCAGCUGCUGUAGCUGCCUCGAGCUUCGACAUGGUAGUCACGGAUCCCAAGUUUCUGCUUGAUCAGUUGGAUAGUGCAAAACUUGAGCGGCUUGUUAGUGGAGGUAGGUCAAGCGGACCUCAACCAUCGUUGCGGAUUAGUGAGCCGGCGCCUGAGAUAUCUUCAGAGUCCGUACCUGUUCUCCUCAGCAGCAGCGAAUCUGAUGUCAGGGCAACUACUCCAAGGAUCAUUCGAUCAAAGCUGCAGCGAUUCGGAGAGAAUGUUGAUACUGAUGCAAUUAUCCCUGCUGAGUUUAUGCCAGGAGUGGACAAUGCCGAUCUCGGAAGCCAUUGUUUCCAGUACUUCCGUCCCGAGUUCAGGGACAAGGUAAAAAAUGGUUCAACUGUCAUUGUUGCCGAACAUGGCUUUGGCAGUGGAUCUUCACGUGAGGACGCCGUGAGAGCCCUUCAGGGAGCAGGUGUCGAGGCAGUAAUAGCAAGGGGAUUCGCCUUUAUCUAUGAGAGAAACCAACUUAACAUGGGAUUAUUCAGCAUCAAGCUCCAAGACCCGAGGUUCUACGAGCUUGCGCUGGAAGGCUCUGUCAUCACCAUCAACAAAGAUAGCAAGACCAUUCAAAUUGAAGGCUCAGAUACGGUCUUUCACUAUCUGCAGUCAGAAGUUGAGGAAGCUCUUAUCGAGUCUGGCGGCGUCCUUCCAUUGUAUAGCAAGCUUGGGAAAGGAGUAUUUCGACAUCUGACGGCUCCUAAAGCCAAGGGAGGAAAGAGAGUUGGACAUGGCAAUGUUCCUGGUUCUGUGAGUAGCAGAGCAAGUACAGAUAUAUCAUGGUAG
Molecule: messenger RNA, 3255 nt
Organism: Fusarium subglutinans
Lineage: Eukaryota; Fungi; Ascomycota; Sordariomycetes; Hypocreales; Nectriaceae
Product: 3-isopropylmalate dehydrogenase
Exons: 4
Coding region: 1-3255 (1084 amino acids)
Molecular function (GO): hydro-lyase activity
Source: RefSeq, a predicted model, not a curated record